Molecule: messenger RNA, 4693 nt
Organism: Crotalus tigris (Tiger rattlesnake)
Lineage: Eukaryota; Metazoa; Chordata; Lepidosauria; Squamata; Viperidae
Gene: ANO8
Product: anoctamin 8
Exons: 19
Coding region: 469-3399 (976 amino acids)
Biological process (GO): chloride transmembrane transport
Cellular component (GO): plasma membrane
Molecular function (GO): chloride channel activity
Source: RefSeq, a predicted model, not a curated record
CGAUGGCGGCGCGCGCGCGGGACCGUGGCUAAACAAGGGACCGCACCGGCGGCUUUUCCGCAGUCGGCCGUAGAUGUUGCUAAGCGCGGACUUUGUCGAAGUUGGGGAAGACUGGAGGGCGGCUGCGUCCCUUCCACGGUGGAGAUACCGGCUGGAGGGCGCCGCCUGGGAAGGCGCGCCUGUGCGGGCGUGGAAGGGGUUGCAGUCGCGCUGCCGCCGCCGCUAGUCUAUUGUCUCGCAAGCGGGCGUGACUCCCCCGACCCAAGAGCCCACCGACUUCAAUCGACGGAUUGGGGGGGGCGUCCUCGAAAGCCUUGUGGCUGGGCACGACAAGCAGACGCGGGCGCCUCGUGGAUUUGUAGUCGAGCGCCCGGACCUGACCCCUCUCGUCUCCUCCGGAGGUCUGCCGGUCUUCGGGGUGCAGACAAGCUGUUUGGGAAACGUCUGCUGCAGGCUGGGCGUUACAUCAUGUCCAAUAAAUCGUGGAUGAAAACGGUCCCCACAGAAAACUGUGAUGUGCUGAUGACUCUGGCAGAUACAACUGAUGACCACACAUUACUAUGGUUGUUGAACCACAUCCGUUUGGGAAUCCCAGAGCUCAUCAUCCAGAUUCGGCACCACAAGCACACCCGGGUCUAUGCAUUUUUUGUCACAGCAACUUAUGAAAGUUUGCUCCGGGGGGCAGACGAGAUUGGUUUGCGGAAGCCUGUGAAGGCCGAAUUUGGGGGUGGCAUGCGCAGUUUCUCCUGCGAGGAAGAUUACAUCUACAAGAACAUAGAAAAUGAACUCUAUUUUUUCACUUCUCAGGAACGCCAAAACAUCAUCAGGUAUUGGCUGGAGAAUCUGCGGGCCAAGCAAGGUGAAGUGCUGCACAACAUCCACUUCCUGGAAGGGCAGCCAAUCAUUCCUGAGCUGGCUGCUCGUGGCAUCCUCCAGCAAGUCUUCCCCAUCCACGAGCAACGGAUUCUGAACCGGCUGAUGAAAUCAUGGGUACAAGCCAUUUGUGAAGCCCAGCCUUUGGAUGAAAUAUGUGACUAUUUUGGGGUGAAGAUUGCCAUGUACUUCGCAUGGCUGGGCUUCUAUACGUCAGCCAUGGUGUACCCUGCUGUGUUUGGCUCCCUCCUUUACACCUUCACAGAGAAUGAUCAGACCAGCCGGGACAUUUGCUCUGUUAUAUUUGCCAUCUUCAAUGUUAUUUGGUCCACCCUGUUCCUGGAGGAGUGGAAACGCCGGGGAGCCGAAUUUGCGUACAAGUGGGGAACUUUGGACACACCAGCAGAAUCCAUUGAAGAGCCUCGGCCACAAUUCCGGGGUGUGAAGCGCAUCAGCCCAGUGACCAACACAGAAGAGUUCUACUACCCGCCUUGGAAGCGGUUGCUCUUCCAGUGUUUGGUGAGCUUGCCCAUCUGUAUCUUCUGCCUCUCCUUUGUCUUCCUUACCAUGCUGGGCUGCUUCGAAUUGCAGGAAUUUGUGCUGAGCAUCAAGGAGCUGCCACGCCUUGUUCGCUUCUUGCCCAAAAUCAUGCUGGCCGUCAUCGUCACCGUCUGCGAUGAAGUCUACAGAAAAAUUGCCUACUGGUUAAAUGACAUGGAAAAUUACCGCUUGCAGAGUGCCUACGAAAAACACCUCAUCAUCAAAAUGGUCCUGUUUCAAUUUGUAAAUUCAUACCUAAGUCUUUUCUACAUUGGAUUCUACCUCAAAGACAUGGAGCGCCUCAAGGAGCUCCUGCUCAUCUUUUCUCUCUUGCAAAGCCUUGUGCGUCAGCUUAAAGACGCGGUCCUUCCCUCCAUCACUCUGCAACUUCACCUCUAUCUCAUCUCCUUUAAGGGUUUGCUGAGUUUUUGCUGGCAUCUGGGCAUCUCCAAAAUGCUGGCUACACUCCUCAUCACCCGCCAGUUCUUGCAGAAUAUUAAGGAAGUCUCUCAGCCCCACUUAUACAGCAAGUUCAAGCGUGGUGACUUCAGUAUGCAAAACCUUCGGGAGGUGACCCAUACCCUCUUCCGCCUGCUGACCCAGAAGUACACGUUCACCACAUCGUAUGGCACCAACCCUCGGCACCCCAGGCAUGGUGACUCGCCGGCGGGCCAUAGGCCAGAGGUCCACGAGGCCCCAGAGGGGGCCGCCAAAGGGGAGAAGAAAUGCCUCAAUGGGGGGUGCGGCGUGCCUGAAGAAGAGGAAGAGGAGAAGAAGGAAUCGGACUCAGAAGACGAGAGCAUCAUUGACUGUGGGUUGAAGCUGAAAAAAGUGAGCUUUAUUGAAAAGGCCGACCGCAAGACGGGGGAUCCCAGUUUAGAGGACAUGAGCUUCCUGGAAGAAGGUAGUCCCACCAUGGUGGAGAAAGGGAUGGACCCGUCCUCGGUCUUUGAGCUGUGUGAGGAUGAUGAUGAGAGUGAUGAAGCCUCAGAGAGCCCGUUUAAGACCCUACCAGAAGCUAAAGAGCCAGCUGUUAUUAUGCGGACUCGGAGGGCACGGGUGGGCAAGAACCUCACAGAAGGGGAGGAAGAAGAAGAAGAAGAAGAGGAAGAUGGUUAUGAGAAUCGAAGACAUGCCAGAUCCUCAUGGAUCGAUCCACCAGAGGAGAACUACACCACGCAGCUUGCCCAAGCCGAAGUGGAGAGCUGCAUGAAAAAAUAUGAGGACACUUUUCAAGAUUACCAGGAGAUGUUCAUCCAAUUUGGCUACGUGGUCCUCUUCUCGUCGGCUUUUCCCUUGGCUGCACUGUGUGCCCUGAUCAACAAUAUCAUUGAGAUCCGGAGCGAUGCCUUCAAGUUGUGUACGGGGCUCCAACGGCCCUUCGGGCAGAGGGUGGAAAGCAUUGGAGAGUGGCAGAAAGUGAUGGAGGCCAUGGGCGUCUUGGCAAUUGUGGUGAACUGUUACCUGAUUGGCCAGUGUGGGCAGCUGCAGCGUCUUUUUCCUUGGCUGAGUCCGGAAGGUGCUAUAAUAUCUGUGGUGGUGCUAGAGCAUUUUGCCCUUUUGCUCAAAUACAUUAUCCAAGUUGCAAUUCCUGAUAUCCCGGCCUGGGUUGCAGAAGAGAUGGCCAAGCUUGAAUACCAGAGGCGAGAGGCCUUUAAGAAACACGAGAGACAGGCCCAGCACCACUUCCAGCAACAGCAGCGUCGUAAACGGGAGGAAGAGGAGCGUCAGCGCCACGCCGAAUAUCACGCCCGGAAAGAACGUGAGAGCAGCCGGGAGGAAGGCAAGGCUAAUGGUGGCGGGCAGGAUUCUGGACACGAGAAGAGUCAGCCCAAAGGGAAGGGUCCAGGAGGGUCGAGCCACGGAUCCGAGAAACCCAAACGGCCCAGCUCCCUCCUGGCCACCAACAACGUUAUGAAGCUCAAGCAGAUCAUCCCUCUACAGGUCCAAAGGAGUCGGUCGCUUUGCAGGACGGAAAAGAAGUGACUCUAAAGGAAGGGAUUUCUCUUUAUCUUCUAUACACAACCCCCGUCCUUCUCCAGAGCAAUUUUGCCAUCGCCGGCAAUACAUAAUUGACUGCUAAUAUAUUUGCUCCCCACAAGCCAGGUUGGAGAGGGAUUUCCAGCAGGUGCUGGCCACCUUUCUGGCCUGCUCCCGAAAACGCCCCUCAGAGGAUUUUCCGACCACUAAAUCCUCCAAAGGGAAAGGGGGGAAAAACAAUAAGCAAGUUCUGAUGUCUUGUCAUCCAAAUCACUCCUUUGUGCGAUGGGGAAGCCAAGUACUGGCCUCGCUGUAUUUUCACCCCAUGCAGAAUGCAAAAAAAAAAAAAAAGGACUGACCUGCAUGGCUUUGAUGCUCAAAGCUUCCUCUUUUUUUUUUUUUUUUGUGGUGGCAUCACUUUCAAGCUGUUUCGCAAGAGCAAUAACACAACACUAGCAGCUACCAAGUCCAUUGCUGGAUGCCAAGGAAAUGGCCAUGAGAGAAAGACUGGUAUGUUGGCUUGGACUCGUCCUGCACCCGUGUGGGUUUUUCAACGUAGCUUUUCUGUCUUCUUCUAUCAAGUUGGCAGAAGAGAAUCCCACUCGCAACUCUUAGCUGGGACACCAAGGAUUGCUCUCUUCUCUUGGUGGACUUGCCUGCCUGCAUUUCAUUCCCUAGCUAAAAUGGGCCACUUUCAUUCUGCUGAAUGGUUGGAGUACGAGAUGUCAUCGGGAUAACCAUUCCAUCCUCCUGCUUCUUCACUGCCUAACCACGGAAUGCAUUUUUCCCAGUGACCCAGUGCUCAUCAAGCUUUGCCAUGCCAGCCAAGCAGAGCUUAGCCAAACAGGCAAUUCACAGAAAGGCACGAUUUGAAGGCACCAAGAAUCCUCCCAAGCCAGAUGGGAUUUGAGGUGGGCAGGAAGGCUCCUUUCCCCUCCUCUCACGUCCCCCCCCCCCAAAAAAAAUUUUUUUGCAGCACCCCAGGCCCAACCCAGAUAUUGAUCUCAGAGUACCUACAAAAGCACUGGCCUCUUUCAUGUCUUACUCUUCUGAGUAAUUAACUGUACCAGAGGAUUCGGUUUUUUUUAACUGGAGGAAAGCAAAGGGGAGUAUUGUUUUUUAAUUGAUUGAUUUGCUGCAUUCUAAUUUAUUUCUCUGACUUGAGCAAGGAGACGAGGGUGGGAGAAUCUCAGUUUCUUUUUAAGUUAUUUUUGUCAUAUUUUUGUAAAUUUGGCAGAAAUGCAAUAAAAUUAUAUUUCAACAAAAGGAAUAAAAGUGGGGUAGGGCAGGGCUGACACCA